This is a messenger RNA of Sitodiplosis mosellana (orange wheat blossom midge), 966 nucleotides long. RefSeq names its product C-type lectin 37Db (gene lectin-46Ca). Gene Ontology annotation, cellular component: external side of plasma membrane. Bases 336 to 824 code for a protein of 162 amino acids. NCBI's taxonomy places the organism in Eukaryota, Metazoa, Arthropoda, Insecta, Diptera, Cecidomyiidae. The transcript has 4 exons. Gene Ontology annotation, molecular function: carbohydrate binding. The record is from RefSeq and is a predicted model, not a curated record. Gene Ontology annotation, biological process: biological process involved in interspecies interaction between organisms.
GAGUUCGAACACUUGAAUGAACGACAGCUACUAGAUUAUUUGGAAUUGAUUUCUUGAUUUCUGUAAACAAAUUCGUUUACAUUUCCAGAAAAUCAAUUUUCAAUAAAUGUCAAUCACCAGUCGCAAUCCUGCAGUCGUGCACAAAACUUGCAAUUCAUUUUAUUCACUCCAAUUGGGAAUUUCCAAAGCAUUUUCUUAAUGAAUGCUUUAUUUUCUCGACCAAUUUAUUGAAAUUUCAGAAAACAAAUUCAUUACCAUCAAAAGCAAGAGUUUUCGUUGGUUUUAUUCUGAAAUUUAUUAUAAUAAAAUAUUCAGAAUCUACAUUUCGAACUAAGAUGAAGCUUUUGGUUUUCAACAUCUUCCUACUCACAGUUGCUGCCGUUUUCGGUCAAACUUUCUAUCCAAAGCAUAGGGUUAUCAAAAAGUAUCAUCUCAUGACAUUAGCGCCGGUAAAUUGGUUUCGAGCCUUGCACCAUUGUCGUUUUCUUGGCAUGAAUUUAGCGAGCAUCACAUCUCUUGAGGAAAACAAUCAAAUUAUACAGCAAAUUAAAAUUGAAGGACAUGAGCGCAAGCACUUUUGGUUAUCAGGCACGAAGCUAGGGUUCAAUGAUGGUUAUCACUGGAUGGGAAAUGGGAAAACACUGACAUUCACCAAUUGGGGUGGCUUGCAACCAGAUAAUCUGCCUAACGAGGACUGCCUCCAAAUAUGGAACGUUGGAGAUGGUCCAAUAGAUGAUUCAAUGUGGAAUGAUCGAAAUUGUAGUCACGAUCUCUAUUUCAUCUGCGAAGAAGAAAAAAUUGAAUACGAAUACUGUUCAAGUUGAACGAGGGCGAUAUCAGCAAACAAGUGUACAUUACGAGAGUGUUUUUCAUCACGAAAAUAAGAUCAAGACGGAAUAUAUUUGUCAUGAUAGGAAAAUAAAUAAAUUCAUCGAGAGUUUUUUGCUAUUUGCUAAUGAAAAGAAA